AACGCGGUGGGCGUGCAAAUUGGCGGAUGCAGGUUUUCUCCUCUGACGCUCAAAGAAAUCUUGCCCGCAACAGCGCAAUCACCACCCUACGUUAAUAUUUGCAAUCUUUACCAAUCUUCACGUUUUGUCUCACUCCUACUUCUGACUCUCACAUCCCUCAGUCAUCCCUUCACCCGGAGCUCCCAUUUUAAGAGAGUCCUAGUCCUCUCAGUCCCCCAACCGCCCCGUACUUGUCAGCAAAGUUUGAAGCGCUAGCAGAUCCAUCUGCCUUAGGAUUUCUCCAACACUUCUUGCAAUCCGAUCAACCCUUCCCACCGCCACUAGCCACCCAAACUCCCAACAACAAUGGCUUCAGAAAUCCCCAAGAGCCGCUCUAAUGUGACUGCUCCCACCCCUCAGAACACACCUGCCACAAAUGCGCCGAUCUCCUCGCACGCACAGGCUCCCACCAUUGGUGACAUCCAAGAAGAGGAUCUUGACCGCGUGGCAGCUGCGUCGAUAUUCGCCAAGAACCCUGCUUUGGUCAAUCUGAUGCAACAAAAGCUCGGCUCUCUUGUCGGCAAGCCAUCCGGUUACGUCGAAUCCCUUCCCGAAAACGUUCGUCGCCGUGUCACAGGCCUGAAAGGCAUCCAGAAAGAUCAUGCAAAGCUCGAGGCUGAGUUCCAAGAGGAGGUCCUUCAACUCGAGAAGAAGUACUUUGCCAAGUUCACCCCUCUCUACCAAAAGCGUACUGCAAUUGUCAAUGGCGAUUCAGAACCCACCGAUCAAGAAGUUGAGGCUGGUGUGGAAGAAGACGAUGACGAAGCGCCUGUGGAUGACGGAGAGAAAGACGAAGAAAAGCCUGCCCAAGAAGAUGUCAAGGGUAUUCCAGAGUUCUGGCUUACUGCCAUUAAGAAUCAGAUCUCUCUCGCAGAGCUCAUCACCGAUCGUGACGAAGAAGCUCUCCGAUCUCUGACCGACAUCCGCAUGGAGUAUCUCGACCGUCCAGGCUUCCGCUUGAUCUUCGAGUUCGCUCCCAACGAUUUCUUCACCAACAAGAGCAUCUCCAAGACGUACUUCUAUAGAGAAGAGAGUGGUUAUGGUGGAGACUUUAUCUACGAUCAUGCAGAAGGUGAAAAGAUCGACUGGAAGGCUGGCAAGGACUUGACCGUCCGCAUCGAAAGCAAGAAGCAGCGAAAUAAGAACACCAAGCAGACGAGGGUCAUCAAGAAGACCGUCCCAACAGAGUCCUUCUUCAACUUCUUUGCUCCUCCUACCCCACCCAGCGAGGAGGAGGACGAAAUCGCCUCUGAUAUCGAAGAAAGACUUGAACUCGACUAUCAAUUGGGUGAGGACAUCAAGGAGAAACUGAUUCCCCGAGCCAUUGAUUGGUUCACCGGGGAUGCCUUGGCGUACGAAGAGUUCGAGGAUGCCGAAGAUGCCGAAUUCGACGAUGAGGAUGAUGAGGACGACGAAGACGAGGAGGAGGCCGAGUCUGAUGAGGAUGACGAAGAAGAAGGUGGCAAGCCUCGAUCACAACAACAAUCCGAGUGCAAGAACCAGUAAUGGCUUGCGGCCUCAUCAGAUCGAUACGAGGAGCCUUCGAGUUGGUACCAACCAUAAUUGCCAUCGGCUCACUACUGCAGGGUUAUUGUUACAUUCUCGAAAACAGGAGAUUGUCAUCUGGCCGCUUCCAUCAACCACAGUGGCCUGCCUGCCUCUACUUCUAGCAUGUGAGGGUGGGUGGUGACGUGUCACUGUUUAUGCAGUCGAUGCAUAUCAUGGCAGGCACAGAGACAAUUAUCCCAGCCAGUGAUGGUUUGUUCUUUUAGUUUCAGCUCCUGAAUCACAGAUGGCGUUCUAGCAAAGUUAUCAAGCAUUCACGCAACCGCAACCGGGCAGUGGACGAAAACAUUGCCGCUGAAGUUGUAUGCGGUGUCACUCCGAUAAUCCGGGAGGUUUUCUGGACAGUGAUGGACGUAUAUGAUUCCACUUGCGGCAAAGUCCAGACUCGAUACAAGUUUUACCACUCACACCAAGUACAAAGCCCAUGAAUAGAUAAUAAUGACAAAAAAGUGUUUAUUUG
This is a messenger RNA of Exophiala mesophila, 2065 nucleotides long. RefSeq lists its product as uncharacterized. The transcript is spliced from 5 exons. Gene Ontology annotation, biological process: nucleosome assembly. The coding region runs from base 346 to 1545 and encodes 399 amino acids. Gene Ontology annotation, cellular component: nucleus; chromatin. Lineage: Eukaryota; Fungi; Ascomycota; Eurotiomycetes; Chaetothyriales; Herpotrichiellaceae. The record is from RefSeq and is a predicted model, not a curated record. Gene Ontology annotation, molecular function: chromatin binding; histone binding.